Molecule: messenger RNA, 1501 nt
Organism: Truncatella angustata
Lineage: Eukaryota; Fungi; Ascomycota; Sordariomycetes; Amphisphaeriales; Sporocadaceae
Exons: 2
Coding region: 349-1326 (325 amino acids)
Biological process (GO): mitochondrion organization
Cellular component (GO): SAM complex
Source: RefSeq, a predicted model, not a curated record
GAGUCCGCUAUGAACUCAUCAUCGUUCGAGCUUACAAAUUUCUCCACCGAGUUACCAUUUUGAUUUCUGCCAGGCGGUGGCACUUCCUCGGGUCUAUUUGAACUGAGGCUGACCUGGGGUCAUCGGCCCGUUGAAGAAGCGUCUUGUGGGGUUUUCGGAUUUCACCGGUGAGCGCGCCUCGCGAACAAUUUUUGCGACGGGGCCGUUGACCGGGUGUGAUUCUGAGCUCGGUCGGUCUGGGUCCAGGUCUGUAGAGCUCAAGCUUUGGCGGUCCAGUCAGAAGAAGAGAAGAGAAGAGAAAGACCAACUAAACUUACGACACUUGGAGGAGAGCCAAACCUCUGCAGCAUGUCACAGCAGGAGCCGCCGCAAUCAAUUUCGGAGUCGAAAGAUCCAUCGACUGCCGCGCAACCCGUGUCAGAUGCUACUGCGGCGACACCACCGAAGACGUCUUCAAAGUCAACUUGGUUCGAUGUACCAGCUCCGUUGGCCCGACUAUUCAGGCAAUUCCCACUUGUAACAUAUCCCCCAAACGAGCUACCAUUUCGAUCGCCGAGCAAUAAACACACUCCUGCACUCUAUGUAUUCGUGUCAGACCGUGACGCUCUACGGGCAUGGCCAAGCUUCAAUCCCUCGUGUUUGAAAUGGCAGACCUUCCUUAGACUAGCCGGGGUCGAGUUCCGUAUAGUGCCUUCUACCAACCACGCAUCGCCCACUGGUGCAUUGCCAUUCCUAAUUCCCCAGUCAACCCCGAGCGACCUUGCGUCCCAGAUUCCCAUACCGUCCAACAAGCUGGAACGGUACGCGCUAGACCAUGGCUCUCAUAAGGUGUCGGAAACCGAUAGCCCACGAGUUGACGCAUAUCAGUCCCUGCUAGAUAACCCGAUACGUAAUGCUUGGCUAUACGCGUUGUAUCUAUCUUCGACAAACUCGCGACUCCUGUCCCAGCUCUACGUUGAACCUAUAUCCUCGUCGAUACUCGUCCAGACAACAGUUCGAUAUCAGCUUCGAAACGCUGCCGAGGCUGAGAUAUUGCAGUCGGUAGGCACGACGAGAGUAGAUCCAACAACCAUUUUUAGAGACGCGGAGCAGGCCUUCGAUGCCCUUGCAGCAGCGUUGGGAUCCGGUGACUGGUUCUUUGGGAACCCAGGACCAGGUCUAUUUGACGCAGCAUUGUUUGCCUAUACGCAUCUCCUGCUGGAUGAAUCUCUACCCUGGGCAGAUACCCGCUUAACAGACUCGCUCAAGAGAUACCAACCUCUGGUUGAUCAUAGAAACCGGAUUCUAAAUAUAUGCUGGCCUGACUUCAUCGGACGCCAGACGUAAUUGCUGCUGUAUGAACACUGUAUCAGUUGGAAUGCAAUUCGCAUUCUGCAUAAACCAUGGCGUUAAAGAGUGCAACAUGACUGCUGGUCGAGCAAGUCUCGGGAAACUGAAUUAUACCCUUUGUACAUAGGUAGUUCAAAACAUCUAGUUUUGACCAGGCUACGCGCUCGUCGCU